AUGUACGAUGAAGUUGAUGCAGCCUUGGACGAUUUCAGAGCUUCGACGACCGGUCCGAUGAAGUGGCGAGAAUUGAGAUGGAUGUAUCAGAUUGGCGUUGAAAUUAUCGGCCUCUCUCUGCUACUCCCAUCGCAACAAGAGUUGGUCGAAUAUCUGGGAGGUGUUGGCAGACAAUGCAUGACAACAAAUUGUUGGGAAACUCUCAUUGAACUGCUACUGGAACAUAAAGAUAGCAAGAAUGCUGGUGCUCGGUAG
Messenger RNA from Cadophora gregata, 255 nucleotides. RefSeq lists its product as uncharacterized. The coding region runs from base 1 to 255 and encodes 84 amino acids. The record is from RefSeq and is a predicted model, not a curated record. NCBI's taxonomy places the organism in Eukaryota, Fungi, Ascomycota, Leotiomycetes, Helotiales, Ploettnerulaceae. The transcript is spliced from 3 exons.